Helicoverpa armigera (cotton bollworm) is the source of this 3163-nucleotide messenger RNA. RefSeq lists its product as uncharacterized. The record is from RefSeq and is a predicted model, not a curated record. NCBI's taxonomy places the organism in Eukaryota, Metazoa, Arthropoda, Insecta, Lepidoptera, Noctuidae. The transcript is spliced from 5 exons. Bases 819 to 3023 code for a protein of 734 amino acids.
UUUUGUCUUUGAUUUAAAUAAUUACGUCCCGUGAUCACAUCAAAUUGAUUGACAGCUAAAGCUAUCACAUGAAUACCACGAUGGGGUACCAAUACCAGAAGAAAAUGAUUAAAAUACUUUAAAUCAUCAAGAUGUAUCAACAAAAUUUUAUAUAAACAUUCUGCACCAUCAAGAACAUUUUCUCAUGCGACUGCUUUGCAAGAAAUUUCAGCAUGCUCGGAAACACAUCGUCAACGAUCUCAGGGACACCAAUAUUUUUAGCAAAACAUGUAGAAGAAUUGCAUUUCAAGCUUCAAUACUUAUACUGGGAGGCGUUUUCAUUGCCUAUUUGUACACAUUAUCUUUAGUUUUCCAACAUUCCGUAGCGCAUUUCUUAGUAGUCAACUUUUCUCAAUUCGGAAUCUCUACUUGCAAUCAGUAUUACAGUAUUCUACAGUUCCUCUAUUUAAUGGUGAUUUUAGUGUUUUCAGGAAAUAAAAGAAAUUUCCUCCAUUGUUCCAAUUAUUCAUUGAAGAGCAAUUCGGAACAAUUAACUAGAAAGUCCUUGAGAAAACGCGCAACAAUUAUGGCUGUCAACUGCUUAUGGUUUUUCCUAGACAAAACUAAAACUUGUUUUUUAACUAUUUCUAGGUUCGUUAUGCAGAUCGCAGCAUAUCUUACUAAACCUGAGGACAAAAAGAAACUUUUAAAAUCAAGUCACGCAUACGGUUUCAACGAUGUUGAAUUUUCGUUUAGCGAAUUAAAUACAAAACAUGAAAUGUACUUACACCAUUGAAACGGAAGCGGCAUUGUAAGAUAUAAAAAUUUUGUUCAUAUUAAUGAGCAUUGAGAAGUCAAAAAUGAACAAUAAUGAAUCACCAUUAAGUCAAAAUGACGAGAAAUUUCUCGCGGGCGCUCAGUCUUAUUCUUCCGUUCCACGUGCUUCACGAACUCCUCUGCAGAAAUACGAAGAUAUAGAAACGAGAUCACAGAAUGAUCAGUGCUGCGCGUCAAGCAAUAGCAGACUAAGAAGGAAUAAUUCUACAUUUAAUAGGUUUAGUUGGAGUCAUUUGUUCUCCUUUCUGCCUGCGUGGAUGAAGAAUGCAAGUCCUACUGGUCCGACUGGUUUUGAUUCGGCCGCGGAAUCCAAGUCUAAAGUAAAUGUUCCAAACCAAAACACGACCCAUGUCCAAAUGUGUCAUAAAUGUACACCAGAGAGUCUGGGACAACAAUCAUUAAAUCAUGAAUUUUCAUACAGAAAAUAUCCUAAAAAAUCUUCAUUCGAACGCAUUAUCUGCAUAAAAAAUUUUGAUGAUACCUCCACUAUCGAUCAAAGGGGUUGUUGUAACCCUAUGACUACGGGCACCGCCUCAUCAAGAUCUUGUAAUUCGAAACUAAUUCAAGUUGGAAUAGCUGAAGUGCCCGCACAUAGAACAAAGCGUAACGCAUGUAUAUGCAAGCAAGAAACACAGAAGGCGCCCGAACCAGAAAAUAGCUCUUGCCAACAGUCUCUAUCAGAAAAAGUGUGGGAAUAUUUACAGUCGUUGAUCUCCUCUCACCGAAACGAUUGUCCACGUUGUAAAAAUAAACGAAGCAACGAUGGGCGUUGCCCAAACCUAAAGCUAACCCCUCCAAGCUCACCAUGUGGAAGUCCUAGGCCACCUUGUCAGAAACCUGAACCAACAUGUCCGAACUACAAACCACCAUGUCCGAACUACAAACCACCAUGUCCUUACAAACCACCAUGUCUGCAAUCAAAACCGAAACCCAAGAGCUCAAACUCUGGUUCCUGCUGUAUCAAGCGUUCCACUGAUUCCAGUUUAUGCAAAGAGUCCGUAUUAGAGCUAGUUAAAGAAUAUGUUAAACAAAUUACAUCUGAACACAAAAAUACCUGUCCACUUUGCAGUCAACAGCCUAAAUGUUGCCAACCCACAGUACCGUCUUGUUUGCGAUACAUGCUGGAACAAGCCUGGGAUUAUAUUAAAAAGACUUGUGAAUAUAAUUUUAGUAACCCAGUUCCUCCUCCUCCUGCUCUCCCUCCUCCUACAGUGCCUCCUUGCCCGAAUCCGGGAAUUUUAAAAUAUACAACUUCUAAAUCGGCGUGUGGUUGCGGCAUCUCUAAACCAGACAGUGCAGACAAAAAGGCAACUCAAAAGUGUAUUUGUUCGUCGUCGCCAUUGCCGCCAAUGCCGCCAAAGCCGUGUAGAUCUGAGAUGGAGGAUACUCACGAACGUAGACCUUGCUGCACGCCAUGCUGCAGGCACAAUCCCCCAAGUAUACAGCCGUCGCAAUCAUAUAAUGGAUCCCAUGAUAAAUCUUCCUGUUUGUCUCAAUCAAAAGCCAAAAACCAAUCGAUAUAUUCAUAUAAUGACUUUCAAACAUAUAAUGACAUUCUAUCAUAUAAUGACCUUCAAUCAAAUAAUGACCUUCAAUCAAAUAAUGACCUUCAAUGCUAUGAUGAUCCGUUUUGUAAAGUGAGUUUCAGUAGGUGCCCCUCUGCAAGUAUGUUAGAACGUGAAAUAAUUGGUUACCGUAGUAGCACCGAAUGUGGAAGAAAUAGGAAACGUUCAAACGGCAUGCAAGGUUUGAGCCUAACUAUGGCCCCAAAAGACCACAAAUUCUGCACUUCCCCCAAUGAUUGUAAACAUGCAAAAUCAGCUCUUGAGAAUACGGAAAAAGAGCAGGUUGCAGAGGACUGUGACGAGACUUGUUCAGGACCUUGCAAUGUUCCAAAAUGUUGUGAUAUUGAUAAUUCCGAGCAAGAAGCGCAGCCUCCUGUGCUGGAGUGUUCAGGAAGCUGCUCGGGACGGCAGUCGCAACACAAGACCGUGCUGAGGACAGAGCGCGACGAGGAAGCCGAAUAUGAAGCCAUGCUCGAAAAAAAAUUUGCAGAAAUGGUUGCAAAAAAACUGGAGAAGGCACAAGAAGUUUGCGAUGAGGGAUGCGACUGCUUGACUUGUAUCGCAACCGCUGUUACUUCUCACAGAGGUCGUGGUGGAUCGGAUAACCAGAAAGAUCCACACAACUACAGAUAUUAUUAUUGAGAUAAUUUGGCAAGAAGAUCAUAAGUAAUCCUCAAAAGCGAUUGCUACAUCUUUGGGCCGAUUGCUUACAUAUUUUAUAAUCUCAAUGAUUAAGAAAGACAGGUGGUAGAGUGCGUAAUCUUUCAAUUAAACCAAAUAAU